UGGGUUGGCCCCUGCCUAUUACAGCCACAUGUUCCUGGUCUGGCACUCCUUUCUGUGAACCAGUUUCUGCUCUCGGUUUCCAGAGUUCAGCUGAGGACAAGAGGGGAUAGGGCGUUCUCGGUAGCGGGCCCGAGACUAUGGAAUGCCCUUCCCUUAACCACUAGGCUCUCUCUCCCCAUGAGUACAGCACUUUGGUGGCAUGGUUCAUGCGGAGCUGAGGUGGAACAUAUUUUGGGGACUCAUAUUUUUGUAACACCGGAAGUGAUAAGAACGGUCCAUCAGAGGCAUCGGCUAAGAUCAGCAAUGCAGCAAAGGGAAGAAAAGCAGUUGGAAGCCUCUUUGGACACGCUGAUCUCUCUGGUGGCUCACGUUAAAAACGCUCUGCAGAGUUUUAUUGCCAAGUUAGAAAAUGAAUAUGAGCGUUUGACCUGGCCAUCUGUUUUGGAUAACUUUGCACUCCUCUCUGGUCAACUGAAUACCAUCAACAGACUGCUCAAGAAUGAGAAGACGCCAUCUUUUCGCAGCCAGGUUAUUAUUCCGUUGGUCUUAUCUCAAGAAAGAGAUGAUGACUUAGCGAAACUCACAGACAAGCGUGUGCCGGUGUUCAGCCAUGAGAUUGUUCCAGACUACUUGAGGACCAAGCCUGAUCCAGAGGUGGAGGAGCAGGAAAAACAGCUGAGUGCAGAGGCAGCACGGAUAGGUCCUGAUGCAGCACAGAAACAGAUCCAGACUUUGAAUAAGAUGUGCUCCAAUCUGCUGGAGAAGCUAAACAACCCACGGGAAGACCGAGAUGCAGAAAGCGCAGCAUCUCGACAGAACAAAGCCUCUUUCAACCCCAGUGACACCAAUGCAUUAGUUGCAGCUGUUGCAUUUGGAAAAGGACUUUCAAAGUGUAGGCCUCCUGGUCCCGUGGCCCCAGGAAUCCCUGGUCAGGGCCCAAUGAUGAGUGGGGGUCCAACCCUACAGCAGGUCACCAUCGGAGGUGCUGCAGGUCAGCAAGCAGGUAUGGGAGGACCUGUGGCUCCACAGCAGCUAGGACAGCCAGGAAAAAUUCCCAGCAGCAUCAAAACCAACAUUAAAUCUGCAUCUGGUUCGAUACAUCCGUACAACCGAUGAGCUGUCUUCUGCUCACCCAGUCUGUGUUGACGACAUGCCAGAGGUGGCAGCAGUUUUUCUGCUGUAAGGGUUGAACCAGCAUGGACUGCAACAUGAGGACACAGAUAUAUGUUUUGUCUUUUUUUCCACGUCGUCACAGUAAAAGGUUUUCAUUUUUGCGAGUUACUUUUGGGUCUCAU
Molecule: messenger RNA, 1295 nt
Organism: Nothobranchius furzeri (turquoise killifish)
Lineage: Eukaryota; Metazoa; Chordata; Actinopteri; Cyprinodontiformes; Nothobranchiidae
Gene: med8
Product: mediator complex subunit 8
Biological process (GO): regulation of transcription by RNA polymerase II
Cellular component (GO): mediator complex; core mediator complex
Molecular function (GO): transcription coregulator activity; RNA polymerase II cis-regulatory region sequence-specific DNA binding
Source: RefSeq, a predicted model, not a curated record